UUGAGUUGAGAUUGGCUUUUAUUCAGCCUGCUGGUCGUUGCACGGAGUUUGUUGCAGUUGCUCUGUCAGCGUGACUGGGUCUCAGCUGACUAAUCAUGUGAUUUCUGGUUCCUGUAAUGACGGGGAAGAGUUAGUUUCCUUUAUAAAGCCGCCGAAUUCCCGGCCGGAUCGGCAUUAUUUCAGCGCUUCGAUGGCGUGGUCCAAGUAUCAGUUGUGCCUGGCAGCGACGAUGCUCGUCACUGGCUCCAUUAACACACUGUCUGCCAAGUGGGCAGAUGACUUCAGUGCUGCGGGUUGCCAUGGAUCAGCGGUUCACAAGUUCAAUCAUCCUUUCCUUCAGGCAGUGGGAAUGUUCCUUGGGGAAGUCUGCUGCCUGGCUGCUUUCCACAUAGUUUUGUGCUAUGAUCGACAAAAACCAGAACCACAAAUGGCUUCUGCCAGGAACUUCAACUCUUUCAUUUUCCUUCCCCCUGCUCUGUGUGACAUGCUGGCCACAAGCAUUAUGUACAUUGCUUUGAGCUUGACCAGUGCCUCCAGCUUCCAGAUGCUUCGAGGAGCUGUGAUUAUCUUCACUGGACUGCUCUCUGUUGCCUUCUUGGGCCGCAAGUUAACAGCCAGCCAGUGGGUAGGAAUUUUCUUCACCAUCUGUGGACUUGUCGUUGUUGGUUUGGCGGACUUUGUCAGUGGAAAGAGUGACCAAGGACAGCACCUAUCUCGGGUGAUAACAGGAGACCUCCUUAUUGUCAUGGCACAAAUAAUUGUUGCUAUUCAGAUGGUGCUGGAGGAAAAAUUUGUUUCUAAACAUGAUGUCCACCCACUUCGAGCUGUGGGCACAGAAGGUAUUUUUGGAUUCAUCAUCCUAACUUUGCUGUUGAUUCCAAUGUACUACAUCCCAGUGGGGGAAUUUGGUGGCAACCCAAGGGGUGUUCUUGAAGAUGCACUUGAUGCUUUCUGCCAAAUUGCAAAGAAGCCACUAAUUGUUAUGGCCCUCUUGGGAAAUAUUUUGAGCAUUUCAUUCUUCAAUUUUGCUGGCAUUAGCGUGACAAAAGAAAUCAGUGCAACCACGCGAAUGGUUCUGGACAGUCUAAGAACUGUAAUAAUCUGGAUAGUGAGCCUUGCAGUGGGUUGGGAACAAUUCCAUUGGCUCCAAAUCCUGGGCUUCGCAAUCCUACUGACAGGUGCAUUCCUCUACAAUGGGUUCCAUAAACCAAUCCUCGAAAGGCUUCCUUGGUACCACAGCCCUGGGGUGGAAAAUCCUGAAAGGGACGAAUUAUUGAUUGACAAAGACUCCAUAAACUCCAGUCCAUGAAAAUUAAAUGGAUUAAAGUUUAGGAUAAUGCCUUUCUUGCAUACAAUGACCAACGGAGGUUUUGUCUUUAACAAUUGGUGGUUUUAGAAUUACAUUAGAGGGGUGGAAUAAAACAGACACUCGAAUGGCUGAUUAUGGAGUAUAGUUUUCUGGAUCACAAUAUUUAUAUGUGUUUUGGGGAAAGAUGCAUUAAGAGACCUGGAUUGUUUUAGAACUCCAAGCAAGGCAGCUGAAGUAACAUCUGUUUGAAACAUCUGGCUUGGUUGGCUGAAUGUUCCAGCUAUGUUUUAUCUUCCGCAACUUGAGGUAAUAGUCAGUAAACCUAAGUGCUCCCCUUCAAGGUGCACCCGAUGAAACCCUUGAUCUGUCCAUUGCAGGCCAUUAUUGGACCCCACCACGAGAGCAAAUGAAUUUGGCAGUUUGACCCUUCUUUACCCAGCUUUGCAGUACCUGAAUCUACUGGGUGUGCAGAUCUUGGAAGGGGCCAUUGGAAGCUCAAGCACUUUAAUGAAAACCUGAUGCUAUGACUAUCUGUAACCUUCAUUAUCUGUCUACUAUGUAUAACUGUUUUCCACUAACAUUUAUCUCAUGUUUAUGGACAAAGUAUUGCCAGAAUUGCUGUUGUAUUGAUUUUUUUAAAUGGUUACCAGUGCUAACUGAUAUUUGCAAUUUAAAUUGACUUUACAUUUUCAUUGAAUUGUUUUAUUUAUCAAUGGGAAUAAUUUAAAUGGACUUGCCUAUAAUUGUAAAGAGAUUGGCGCUUUCAUGUGAAAUAUUUUUGCAGCAGAAUGUUAAAAGUGACCUUUUUAAGUCUAUAAAAAAAUACAACACUUCACUGCAGCAGGUUGCUAUUUCUACAUUAUUGGGGCUAUAAUUAAGAUUGCACUCUCUGCUGCUUGAUUUUUGACCAUUGAAAUGUGGUCAAUUACUACCUUUCUUGCAUAUUAUCUCCAGAUCCACUUUAACUGAGCAAAGUGGAUUUGCCCACUAUCUGCCUGUACCUGUGCAUCCAAUACAAUAGAGGAAUAGAUAGGGUAGAUGCAGUCUCUUGCCCAGAGUAGGUGAAUUGAGGACCAUAAUGUUUGGGACAAAGACCCAUAAUUUCUUUAUUUCCCCCUAUACUCCACAAUUUGAAAUUUGUAAUAUAAAAAAAUCACAUGUGGUUAAAAUGCACAUUGUUAGAUUUUAUUAAAGGGUAUUAUACAUUUUGGUUUCACCAUGUAGAAAUUGCAGCAGUGUUUAUACACAGUUCCCUCAUUUCAGGGCACCAUAAUGUUUGAGACACAGCAAAAAUGAAAGUAGUCAUGUUUAGUAUUUUGUUGCAUAUCCUUUGCAUGCAAUGACUGCUUGCAGUUCUGCGAUUCAUGGACAUCACCAGUUGCUGGGUGUCUUCUAUGGUGAUGCUCUGCCAGGCAUGUAUUGCAGCCAUCUUUAGCUUGUGCUUGUUUUGGGGGUUUUCUCUUCAGCAUAUAAAAGUCGUGCUCAAUUGGGUUCAGAUUAGGCGAUUGACUUGGCCACUGAAGAAUUGACUAUUUUUUUAGCUUUGAAAAAUUCCGCGGCUGCUUUAGCAGUAUGUUUGGGAUCACUGUCUUGUAGAAUGAACCACCGGCCAAUGAGCUUUGAGGCAUUUGUUUGAACUUGAGCAGAUAGAAUGUGUCUAUACACUUCAGACUUCAUUAUGCUACUACCAUCAGCAGUUGGAUCAUCAAUGAAGAUAAGUGAACCAGUACCUUCAGCAGCCAUACAUGCCCAGGCCAUAACACCCCACCACCGUGUUUCACAGAUGAGGUGGUAUGCUUUGGAUGCUUUGAAGUACUUCUAAUAACCCUGGCUCCCACCAAACUGUUACACUUACAGCCAGUUUAAUGAAGGACAUUGUUCGUUCUUUGAGGCUUUUAUGAGACUCAAUUACCACUUAUUUAAAUGUAUGUCUUCAAAACAUUGUGUACAACAAUAUCCCAGAUUGUGUUGCUUUUUGGAAAUGGGACUAUAUCAAUGUUAAACCUUUUCAAAUUGGUUUUGAGUGAGCAAUUUUUCUACUGGAAAGUAAGGUCCCACAUUGAAUAAAUCUUGGACUAAUUCUAAAAUUCCUGGACUGCAACAACCAGGUUCAGGAAUAGCUACUUCCCCACAGCCAUCAGGCUAUUAAACCUGGCUCGGCCAAAACUCUGAACAUUAAUAACCCAUUAUUUGUUAUCUGCACUUUAUCAGUUUAUUUAUUCAUGUGUUUUGUAGUCAAUGCCUAUUAUGCUCUGUGUGCAGUAGCAACGCAAGAAUUUCAUUGUCCUAUCAGGGACACAUGACAAUAAACUUGAACCUGAACUUGAAAUUGGAACUCGAUCCUGUGAGAUGGAGAAUCUUUCCUGGCUUAUGAGAACUGUACUCUGGGUGGGAGAUCGCAACCUUCAUGUGGUCGCCCCGUUUUGACGAAUGCAAUCAACCUGGCGUGCACAAUCAAGUAAGAUCAAAUAGAACAAUUUGUCCUACAACUUUAGGCUGUGCACGCCUUACGCAAGAAGAAGAACUACUCCUAGCUCAUAACCUUGCCCAUGCCCGUCACAUGUAAUAAUUUGAACUUUGCCAUGUUCCUAUAUCCUAUAGCCUUUGAAUCACAAAUUAUCAUGAACUAUCACCUUAUUUAACCCUGGCCACUGAGCUGAUGGGUGUUAGUGUGACCACCUUGUGUAAGGCAAUGAUGAAAUCAUAGACCACAUCCAAUACACUAUUAAUCUCUAACAUUGAAGUCAGUCAGCUGUAACCUUCCUUACAAAUUCCCACAGUCCAUGCCUUUCCAAAUGAGAUUUUCACCAUCUUGGCAUUCCUACUUGCCACAAAGUUAUAGCAGCUGAUUUUUAUUCUUUCCCCAGUAUAAAUCGUUUGCAUUAUACUAAAGCUGAGCUG
Leucoraja erinaceus (little skate) is the source of this 4210-nucleotide messenger RNA. RefSeq names its product solute carrier family 35 member F6 (gene slc35f6). The transcript has 6 exons. Lineage: Eukaryota; Metazoa; Chordata; Chondrichthyes; Rajiformes; Rajidae. Gene Ontology annotation, cellular component: membrane; intracellular membrane-bounded organelle. Bases 191 to 1309 code for a protein of 372 amino acids. Gene Ontology annotation, molecular function: transmembrane transporter activity. The record is from RefSeq and is a predicted model, not a curated record. Gene Ontology annotation, biological process: transmembrane transport.